AUGUACAAUGGUCAAAUAAACCCUAUAGAGCAUGUGAGUCACUUCAACCAGAGAAUGGUUGUGCACUCCAAGAAUGAGGCCUUGUUGUGUAAGGUGUUCCCCUUCAGUUUAGGGCCCAUGGCCAUGAGGUGGUUUGAUAGCUUAGGAGUAAGUUCCAUUGAUUCCUUUAAGGAACUCACUCAGGCGUUUGGAUCUCGCCUUAUUACGUGCAGUAGGGUUCCUCGGCCCUUAAAUUUCUUGUUGUCCCUGUCCAUGAGAGAAGGGGAGACCCUGAAAACAUAUUCGGACAGAUAUUGGGAGAUGUUCAAUGAGAAAGAUGGUGACUUUGACAAUAUAGUCAUCAGAACUUUCAAGGUCGGCUUGCCUGCCGAGCAUGGCUUGAGGAGGUCUUUUACUAGAAAGCCUGCUACUAGUGUACGCCAACUCAUGAACCGGAUUAAUAAGUAUAAGAGGGUUGAAAAUGACCAACAAUAA
Messenger RNA from Quercus robur (English oak), 474 nucleotides. RefSeq lists its product as uncharacterized. Bases 1 to 474 code for a protein of 157 amino acids. The record is from RefSeq and is a predicted model, not a curated record. The transcript has a single exon. NCBI's taxonomy places the organism in Eukaryota, Viridiplantae, Streptophyta, Magnoliopsida, Fagales, Fagaceae.